AUGGAUUACACAACAGAUAAUAUGUCUAUAUAUCCAUCUCCAACAGGGGUUAUGAUUGGCCUUGACUUGGCAUAUAACUUGCAUUCUGCAUUUGGGAGCUGGUUCCCUGGAUCAAAACCACUACUUCAGCAGGCCAUGAAUAAGAUUAUGAAGUCAAAUCCUGCUUUGUAUGUUUUGAGGGAGCGAAUCAGGAAAGGUUUGCAGUUGUACUCUUCUGAGCCCACUGAACCAUACUUGUCCUCUCAAACUAUGGAGAGAUAUUCAGCAACCAAAUCAUUUGGUUUGUUGAUGACACCAAUGUGUACAGGGUGA
Lathyrus sativus (Indian pea) is the source of this 312-nucleotide messenger RNA. The record is from the annotation of a GenBank genome assembly. Lineage: Eukaryota; Viridiplantae; Streptophyta; Magnoliopsida; Fabales; Fabaceae.